AUUUCGACGAAGAACCUAACCUGCAGUCAGCUCCGGUCUAAACAUCAAAGAUGGCGGAACUGGAAAUAAAACGUCUGGAGUAUUUAUCCUUGGUGUCCAAAGUAUGUACGGAGUUAGAGAAUCAUCUCGGAAUCAGCGAGAAGGAUCUUGCGGAAUUUAUCAUCAACCUCGCUGAGAAACACACGACAUUUGACAGCUUUAAAGCGGUUCUUCUGAAGAAUGGAGCUGAUUUUGCAGAUACCCUCAUUGGUAACCUACUCAGGCUCAUCCAAACCAUGCAAGCCCCCCCAUCUACAAGCAGAGGGUCCGAGGCCAAACCAAAGAGUGAUAAGGACAAGCUGAAGGACGUGUUCCCUGCUCUCUGCAAGCCAGACGACCCCAUGUGGAAGGUUGCCCCUCCACAGCGGGAGAAGGACGAUGAGAGUGUGGCGGCAGCGGCUAUGAAGGAGCUGGAGAUGCUGAUGCCCAGCGCAGCCACAAGCAGCAGCAGCAGCACCAGCAGCAAGAAGAAGAACAGGUGGGACCAGGAGCCGCCCGGGCACGCCAGGCGAGAGCGGGAAGCGGGCCGAGGUAACGGGCGCCCUCGCUCCCGGUCCCGCUCCCGGUCCCGCUCCCGGUCCCGGUCCAGGGAGCGGGACGGCGGCGGCGGUUUCAAGCGCCAUGGGAAGCGGGCGUCCCGCUGGAGCAACCGCAGCCCCAGCCCGCGCCGCGACCGCACCCCUAGCCCGCGCCGCGAGGCCGAGGGGGACCACGGGAAGGAACCGGAGGAACGGGACCCGAACCGCUUCAACGAUCAGAUCGUGGACCGCCCCCCGCCAGACGAGCCGGUGGUGGGGGACAUCUACAACGGGAAGAUCAGCAGCAUCAUGCAGUUCGGCUGCUUCGUCCAGCUGGAGGGGCUGAGGAAGCGUUGGGAAGGCCUGGUGCACAUCUCAGAGCUCCGUAAAGAAGGGCGCAUCGCAAACAUGUCCGACGUGGUCACCAAGGGGCAGAAGGUGAAGGUCAAAGUGCUGUCGUUCACCGGCACCAAGGCCAGUCUCAGCAUGAAGGACGUGGACCAGCACACGGGAGAGGACCUGAACCCCAACAGGAGGAGGAACAUGGACCUGGGGCCGGCGGACGAGGCCAUGAGGAACCCGGACCGGCCCGUGGACCCCAGCGUUCUGGAGCUGGAGGAGAACCCCACGGAGCGCAAGAGGCUGUCCAAGAUCACCGACCUGGAGAAGUGGGAGAUCAAGCAGAUGAUCGCGGCUAACGUGCUUCCAAAAGAGGAGUUCCCCGAAUUCGACGAGGAGACGGGAAUCAUGCCCAACAUUAACGACGAAGAGGAUGAAGACCUGGAUGUGGAUCUGGUGGAGGAAGAGCCUCCGUUCCUGCGUGGACAGACCAAGUGGACCAUGAACCUGAGUCCUGUUAAAAUCGUUAAGAACCCGGACGGCUCCCUGUCCCAGGCGGCCAUGAUGCAGAGCGCCCUGGCCAAGGAGAGGCGGGAGCUGAAGCAACAGGUCCGGAACGUGGAGAUGGACUCCAUCCCCACGGGCCUCAACAAGAACUGGAUCGACCCCAUGCCCGACUACGAGGGGCGGCAGAUCGCGGCCAACAUGCGGGGGAUCGGGGCCAUGCCGGUGGAUCUCCCCGAGUGGAAGCGCUACGCCUUCGGGGGGAACCAGAUGUCCUACGGCAAGAAGACGGAGCUCACCAUCCUGGAGCAGAGAGCCAGCCUUCCCAUCUACAAGCUGAAGGAGGAGCUAGUCCAGGCCGUCCACGACAACCAGAUCCUGAUCGUGGUCGGGGAGACGGGGUCCGGGAAGACCACCCAGAUCACCCAGUACCUGGCGGAGGCGGGCUACACCGCCCGGGGCAAGAUCGGCUGCACCCAGCCCCGUCGAGUGGCCGCCAUGUCUGUGGCCAAGAGGGUGUCUGAGGAGUACGGUUGCUGUCUGGGCCAGGAGGUGGGCUACACCAUCCGCUUCGAGGACUGCACCAGCCCGGAGACGGUCAUCAAGUACAUGACCCACGGCAUGCUGCAGAGGGAGUGCCUGCUGGACCCCGACAUGACCCUGUACUCCCUCAUCAUGCUGGACGAGGCCCACGAGAGGACCAUCCACACCGACACGCUGUUCGGCCUGCUCAAGAAGACGAUCCUGAAGCGCAAAGACCUGAAGCUCAUCGUGUCGUCGGCCACGCUGGACGCGGUCAAGUUCUCCCAAUACUUCUUCGAGGCUCCCAUCUUCACCAUCCCCGGGAGGACCUUCCCCGUGGAGGUCCUGUACUGCAAGGAGCCCGAGACGGACUACCUGGACGCCGCCCUCAUCACCGUCAUGCAGAUCCACCUCACAGAGCCCCCAGGGGACGUCCUGGUGUUCCUCACGGGUCAGGAGGAGAUCGACACGGCGUGUGAGAUCCUGUACGAGAGGAUGAAGUCCCUGGGGCCGGACGUCCCGGAGCUCAUCAUCCUGCCCGUGUACUCGGCCCUGCCCAGCGAGAUGCAGACCCGCAUCUUCGACCCGGCGCCCCCGGGCAGCAGAAAGGUGAUCAUCGCCACCAACAUCGCGGAGACGUCCCUCACCAUCGACGGGGUCUACUACGUGGUGGACCCCGGCUUCGUCAAGCAGAUCGUCUACAACUCCAAGACGGGCAUCGACCAGCUGGUGGUCACGCCCAUCUCACAGGCCCAGGCCAAGCAGCGUUCCGGCCGUGCCGGCAGGACGGGUCCAGGGAAGUGCUACAGACUGUACACCGAGAGGGCCUACAGAGACGAGAUGUUGACCACCAACGUUCCCGAGAUCCAGAGGACCAACCUGGCCAGCACCGUGCUGUCCCUCAAGGCCAUGGGGAUCAACGACCUGCUGGCCUUCGACUUCAUGGACUCGCCCCCCAUGGAGACAAUGAUCAUGGCCAUGGAGCAGCUGUACACCCUGGGGGCUCUGGACGAUGAAGGCCUGCUCACCAGGCUGGGCCGACGGAUGGCUGAGUUCCCUCUAGAGCCCAUGCAGUGUAAGAUGCUCAUCAUGUCCGUCCACCUCGGCUGCAGUGAGGAGAUGCUCACCAUCGUCUCCAUGCUGUCCGUCCAGAACAUCUUCUACAGACCCAAGGACAAGCAGCCGCAGGCCGACCAGAAGAAAGCCAAGUUCUUCCAGCUGGAGGGGGACCACCUCACGCUGCUGGCCGUCUACAACUCCUGGAAGAACAACAAGUUCGCCAACCCCUGGUGCUUCGAGAACUUCAUCCAGGCGCGCUCCUUGAAGCGAGCGCAGGACAUCCGCAAGCAGAUGCUCAGCAUCAUGGACAGACACAAGCUGGACGUGGUGUCGUGCGGGAAGGCCAUGAUGCGCGUGCAGAAGGCCAUCUGCAGCGGGUACUUCCGGAACGCCGCCCGGAAGCACCCGCAGGAGGGCUACCGCACGCUGAUCGACCAGCAGGUGGUCUACCUGCACCCCUCCAGCACGCUGUUCAACCGACAGCCCGAGUGGCUGGUGUACCACGAGCUGGUGCUGACCACCAAGGAGUACAUGAGGGAGGUAACCACCAUCGACCCGCGCUGGCUGGUGGAGUUCGCCCCGGCCUUCUACCGCGUGGGCGACCCCACGCGCCUCAGCAAGCAGAAGAAGCAGCAGCGCCUGGAGCCUCUCUACAACCGAUACGAGGAGCCCAACGCCUGGAGGAUCUCCAGGGCCUUCAGGAGGCGCUGAGGAGCCCAACGCCUGGAGGAUCUCCAAACAGCCUGGAGGAUCUCCAAACAGCCUGGAGGUCUGAGUUGACCCAGGCCUGGAGGACCUCCAGAACUCCUGGAAGAUCUACCGGGCCUUCAGGAGGAGCUGAAGAGCCCAAUGCCUGGAGGAUCUCCAACCGCUUGGAGGACCUGCAGACCUGGAGGUUUGAGGAGCCCGACGCCUGGAAGAUCUCCAGACCUGAGACCCAGGCCUGGGGGAUCUGCUCCUGUUCUGUUUAUUUAUUGUAUAUAAUUCAGACCCUGUCUGAUAGUAAAGACGCUCUGUUCCAUCUUGGGUCGUGUUGCCUUGGUCGAGCUCCUAGCUUAGAUCUGCUAUGAGAAGUCCACUCAGAUUUUAAAUCUCCCAGUGUUUAUCCUUCAAAAUGAAACAUAUACGAUUUUUUUCUACUUUUUGUAUAUUUAAUCUGUUAACGUGUGAAUUGAUUGUUUGAACAGUGACUUGUUGUCCUGGUGGUUGGAGGAUGAAAUACACACUUCCACACUUGAA
This is a messenger RNA of Gadus morhua (Atlantic cod), 4220 nucleotides long. RefSeq names its product ATP-dependent RNA helicase DHX8. Gene Ontology annotation, biological process: mRNA splicing, via spliceosome; spliceosomal complex disassembly. The transcript has 23 exons. The record is from RefSeq and is a predicted model, not a curated record. The coding region runs from base 51 to 3692 and encodes 1213 amino acids. NCBI's taxonomy places the organism in Eukaryota, Metazoa, Chordata, Actinopteri, Gadiformes, Gadidae. Gene Ontology annotation, molecular function: RNA helicase activity; RNA binding; ATP binding. Gene Ontology annotation, cellular component: catalytic step 2 spliceosome; intracellular anatomical structure.